This is a messenger RNA of Dothidotthia symphoricarpi CBS 119687, 1473 nucleotides long. RefSeq lists its product as uncharacterized. The transcript has a single exon. The record is from RefSeq and is a predicted model, not a curated record. Lineage: Eukaryota; Fungi; Ascomycota; Dothideomycetes; Pleosporales; Dothidotthiaceae. Bases 1 to 1473 code for a protein of 490 amino acids.
AUGGCCUGGUUCAUGAGAGGCGUGCAGAGCGCCGUCUUCCACUACGCCUCGUGCGCCCCGUGUGCCGGCUACAAGGACUCGAAGCGCCGGCGCAGGGAGGCCAAGCUGCAGCGGAAGGCGCGCGAGAAGCUCAUGCUCGAGGACCCGGAGGCCUACCACCACCCCGAGCCCACGGGCACCAAUCCCUACUGGAGCGAGGAGAUGGCCCUGGGCCCCGGACCGCCGCCGAGGAGGGCACGCCGCGCGAACACGGGCAGCACGCGGGGGAUGGGCAUGGGCAUCACCAAGGCGGGGACACAGAGCACCGUCGGCGGGAGCACCAUCGACGUCCACGGCGCCGACGACAUGCGCCUCAGCGACGACACGCUCGAGGACGAGAACUGGAACCGCAAGCGGUACCAGCGCGAGGACGAAGAUCUGUGGGGCCUCGACGAAGCGCCUCUGCCCAUCCACCACACCACGUCGGGCUCGUCGACGACGCUGAGCAUGAGGAGGCCCGGCACAUCCGCCUCGGGGAGCUACUACUCGGCACGUGCGCCCCCUGUCAACGAUCUCCACCCACCCAUUGUUAGCAUGCCCUCCCCAGACCCCGCCGACAACCGGUGGAUGCUCCAGCCGCCACCCAAAGCUAGUGUCAUGGCCGGCAAGGAGCGUGCGAGGAACAGGAGCCGCAGCGGUAGUGGGGCGAGCAGUCGCGUCGAGCUGGGUCUGCAGCGGGAACGCAGUGUGCAGCGCCGAGUGAGCACAAGGAGGACUCGGCAAACGUUGGACCGCGGACAGAUCCAAGACCUCCCCUCGAUAUCCCCCCAGGGCUCCUACACCAACCUGCUCGCCGGCCAACGCCACGACAGAUGCAGGACGCCCCAAGCCCGGCCCCCUUCCUCCAGCAGCUCGCACUUCAAACCCCGCGACACACCCAUGGUCCGAACCGACACAAUGACCACACACCACUCCCCCCGCGACCCAACCGACGCCCUCAUACGCCGAACCCGCACCGCCCCCAUCCCCGACAUCAAAGUAAUCCGCGUCCGCCAAAGCCGCCAGCUCCUCUCCACCGUCCAAUCCAGCGCCACAGACCGCUCCCCAUCCCGCACACGCACCCUCCUCCCCCUCCCCCCUUCAUCAAACGACCAAAACGCCCUCCCUGAGAAACCAAGCCCCGUUCAUAACCCCCAUACACGAUACUCCACAACCUCCUCCCCCGCCUCAUCGCACCCCUACACCAUGAAACCCCGCGCCUCCCUCACUUCCACCGAUAUCUCCCCCCUCAACGCGCUGCAAUCCCUCGUCCCAUCUGAUAGCGACAGAGAUGUCCCGCUGGCCAAAAAACACAGCUGGGCGAACACUGGCUUCGGCGUGUCGCGCGCCUGGGGGACGCCAGAAUUGGCGGACGAGGAGCCGGUUCGCGUCCCGUUUGACAGUCUGGGCGCCGCGGCGAGAGAUCCAAAGUUUCGGUGGAGUGUGGAUUUUUAG